Penicillium samsonianum is the source of this 624-nucleotide messenger RNA. Its product is annotated as anthrone oxygenase family protein. Lineage: Eukaryota; Fungi; Ascomycota; Eurotiomycetes; Eurotiales; Aspergillaceae. The record is from RefSeq and is a predicted model, not a curated record. The transcript has 2 exons. The coding region runs from base 1 to 624 and encodes 207 amino acids.
AUGGCCACUGACGUGAGAAUCGCCCAGGCAAUAGGGACGCUUGGCUGUGCAGUGGCAGCAGGCGGCAUUGCCACAUUGUCCAUAAUGAGCAUUCCGAAUAUCAUGCUUCCAGCCCGUCGCCCAUCCGGCGCGACACUGCCAUUCCAUGAUACCCCAGGAACCUCGACCGCCCACAUGACACACCAGUGGUUUGCUCUGUAUGAUCGUGGCGCCAGGAUUUUCCCCGGUAUAUCCGCAGCAUCUUCACUCGCAAACCUUUAUGCACUCUGGGAAUUACGAGGCUCUCUUACCCCUGGCCCGGAUAUCUUUGGGUCCAGCUGGUCCACAUGCUAUCUGCUUGCUGUGGGAGUUACGAUGAGCACUGUGCCUUUUACGUUAACGGUUAUGAAGAAGACAAACGCCAAACUGAAGGCUCAUGCAAAGCGCGAUGAUGCGGCCGGCGCCGAGGGUACUGAGGGCAUGGUGGUCAGUCCGCAGGAAAAGGCGAAACGGGCUAGGGAGGAUAGCGAGGUGGUUGAACUUUUGCAGCAUUGGGCGCAGUUGAAUUUGAUCAGGGCUGCCUUCCAACUUGUUGGGGCUGGCAUUGGGUUCUACGCUGCUGUCUCCAGCUGGAUAAUUCCUUAA